Lachancea dasiensis is the source of this 927-nucleotide messenger RNA. The record is from the annotation of a GenBank genome assembly. NCBI's taxonomy places the organism in Eukaryota, Fungi, Ascomycota, Saccharomycetes, Saccharomycetales, Saccharomycetaceae.
AUGAGCAAUGGGUUAAGUUCAUUACAAAGGGAAAUAAUAGCCGGCUUUACUGCAGGUACUUUGACUACUAUUGCAACCCAUCCUCUGGAUCUGGUCAAAUUACGCCUGCAACUGCUAGCUAGCACCAACUCGUCGCUGGGAUACACCGAUGUCAUAAAGACCAUCCUCACGGACUCCAGGAAGCAGCAAAGUAUUCUACGAGAGGCUUAUAGGGGCCUGGGUGUCAACUUGAUAGGAAACUCGGUAGCAUGGGGCUUAUAUUUUGGGUUAUAUCGGUAUUCUAAGGACCUAGUCUUCAAGAUUUGGGCCGGAAGCAAUGCUGAAAAGCAAAGCUCUUUCCAAAAGGAUAGUAGAAUGGGGCCUGCCCUAUAUUUUUUGUCCGCAGCUCUCAGUGGAGCCACGACUGCGGUUUUGACAAACCCGGUAUGGGUUGUCAAGACCAGAAUAAUGUCCACUAGCGCGAAUGCCCGCACCCGCUACAAAUCGACAUGGGAUGGGAUGCUAAAGAUAUAUCAACAAGAAGGAUAUCGUGGGUUUUGGAGAGGUUUGGCUCCUUCGUUAUUUGGAGUCGCUCAGGGUGCAAUCUACUUCGCAGCUUACGAUUCGCUGAAGCAUCGCUAUUUUGCGAGUAAAGGGAUCCAAACAGACCAGAAGUUGGGGAACAUUGAGAACAUCGUGCUUACAUCUACGAGUAAGAUGAUUUCCGUGACAGCAGUUUACCCAUUACAACUGCUAAAAUCUAACUUGCAAAGUUUUGAUGCUAUUCGUAACGCGCAGUCCUACAAGAUGUUUUCCCUGGUGAAGUCGAUACACGACCGCCAUGGGAUCAAAGGUCUUUACAAGGGACUGUCUGCCAAUCUAGUAAGAGCGAUUCCUUCGACCUGUAUAACCUUUUGUAUCUAUGAAAAUCUACGACAUUGGCUAUAG